ACCUGGCAAAGGGGGUUUUGCGCAGUGGCUGAGGCCGCCCCGAAAGGAUUCGUGCCGGGCAGGAGCCCUCGCCCCGUUCUCCACCCGCCGCCUUGUCUCUCCUCGCCUCUCCUUGCCUCGUCCCUCCUACCCGCCGCUGGUAUACCUUAAAGAGCUGGAAAAAUGACUGACUCCAAGUAUUUCACAACCAAUAAAAAAGGAGAGAUCUUUGAACUGAAGGCAGAGCUCAACAAUGAAAAGAAGGAGAAAAGGAAAGAAGCUGUCAAGAAAGUGAUUGCAGCCAUGACAGUGGGGAAGGAUGUCAGCUCUCUCUUUCCAGAUGUGGUGAAUUGUAUGCAGACGGAUAACCUGGAGCUGAAGAAGCUUGUCUAUCUGUAUCUGAUGAACUACGCCAAGAGCCAGCCAGAUAUGGCCAUCAUGGCUGUCAACAGCUUUGUGAAGGAUUGUGAAGACCCUAACCCAUUAAUCCGUGCCCUGGCAGUCAGGACUAUGGGAUGUAUUCGGGUAGACAAGAUCACGGAGUAUCUGUGUGAGCCACUUCGGAAGUGUCUGAAAGAUGAAGAUCCUUACGUCCGAAAGACCGCAGCAGUCUGUGUGGCCAAGCUGCAUGACAUCAACGCCCAGAUGGUAGAGGAUCAAGGCUUCUUGGAUUCUCUCCGGGAUCUCAUUGCAGACUCUAAUCCCAUGGUGGUUGCUAAUGCUGUGGCAGCCUUGUCAGAAAUCAGUGAGUCUCAUCCAAAUAGCAACCUGCUUGAUUUGAACCCUCAGAACAUUAAUAAGCUGUUAACAGCCCUGAAUGAGUGCACCGAAUGGGGCCAGAUCUUCAUCUUGGAUUGCCUGUCCAAUUACAACCCCAAGGAUGAUCGGGAGGCUCAGAGUAUCUGUGAGCGGGUGACUCCCAGGCUCUCCCACGCCAACUCGGCAGUGGUCCUGUCGGCCGUCAAAGUCCUGAUGAAGUUCUUGGAGCUGCUGCCCAAGGACUCUGACUACUACAACAUGCUGCUGAGGAAGCUGGCUCCUCCCCUGGUGACUCUGCUCUCUGGGGAACCCGAGGUGCAGUACGUCGCCCUGAGGAACAUCAACCUCAUUGUGCAGAAAAGGCCUGAAAUCUUAAAGCAGGAGAUCAAAGUCUUCUUUGUGAAGUACAACGACCCUAUCUAUGUCAAACUGGAAAAGCUGGACAUCAUGAUCCGCUUGGCAUCCCAAGCCAACAUUGCCCAGGUCCUGGCAGAACUAAAGGAAUAUGCCACUGAGGUGGAUGUUGAUUUUGUCCGUAAGGCUGUGCGAGCCAUUGGCCGAUGUGCCAUCAAAGUCGAGCAAUCUGCCGAGCGCUGUGUGAGCACCUUGCUGGACCUUAUCCAGACCAAAGUCAACUAUGUGGUUCAGGAGGCGAUUGUUGUCAUCAGGGACAUCUUCCGCAAAUAUCCCAACAAGUAUGAAAGUAUCAUUGCUACUCUGUGUGAGAACCUUGAUUCCCUUGAUGAGCCAGAUGCGCGAGCUGCCAUGAUCUGGAUUGUAGGAGAAUAUGCUGAGAGAAUCGAUAAUGCAGACGAGCUCCUGGAGAGUUUCCUGGAGGGCUUCCAUGAUGAGAGUACCCAGGUGCAGCUAACCCUGCUCACAGCAAUAGUGAAGCUGUUUCUCAAGAAACCCUCAGAAACUCAGGAACUGGUCCAGCAGGUCUUGAGCUUGGCAACUCAGGAUUCUGAUAACCCCGACCUUCGAGACCGGGGCUAUAUAUACUGGCGCCUUCUCUCCACGGAUCCUGUGACAGCCAAGGAAGUAGUCUUAUCCGAAAAGCCCCUGAUCUCUGAGGAGACAGACCUGAUUGAGCCCACCCUCUUGGACGAGCUCAUCUGCCACAUCGGUUCUUUGGCCUCCGUAUAUCAUAAGCCUCCCAAUGCUUUUGUUGAGGGAAGCCAUGGGAUCCACCGAAAACACUUGCCCAUUCAUCAUGGGAGUACCGAUGCUGGAGAUAGUCCUGUUGGCACCACCACCACAACCAAUCUGGAACAGCCUCAAGUCAUCCCCUCUCAGGGUGACCUGCUGGGCGACCUUUUGAACCUCGACUUGGGUCCCCCUGUCAAUGUGCCCCAGGUUUCCUCCAUGCAGAUGGGGGCUGUGGACCUCUUGGGAGGAGGGUUGGACAGCCUGCUUGGCAGUGACCUUGGCGGGGGCAUUGGAGGAAGUCCGGCAGUGGGACAGUCCUUCAUUCCAUCUUCUGUGCCUGCAACUUUUGCCCCUUCACCUACUCCUGCUGUGGUUAGCAGUGGACUCAAUGACCUCUUUGAACUCUCCACUGGGAUAGGACUGGCACCUGGAGGGUUUGUGGCUCCCAAAGCUGUUUGGCUUCCUGCAGUGAAAGCAAAAGGCCUGGAGAUUUCAGGAACGUUCACUCACCGGCAGGGCCACAUCUACAUGGACAUGAACUUCACCAACAAAGCAUUGCAGCACAUGACAGAUUUUGCUAUUCAGUUUAACAAGAACAGCUUUGGUGUCAUCCCUAGCACUCCUUUGGCCAUCCAUACCCCGCUGAUGCCAAACCAGAGCAUCGAUGUGUCCCUUCCCCUCAACACCUUGGGGCCCGUCAUGAAGAUGGAACCUCUCAAUAACCUACAGGUGGCUGUAAAAAAUAACAUUGACGUCUUCUACUUCAGCUGCCUCAUCCCACUCAAUGUGCUCUUUGUAGAGGAUGGAAAAAUGGAGCGCCAAGUCUUCCUUGCAACGUGGAAGGACAUUCCCAACGAGAACGAGCUGCAGUUCCAGAUUAAGGAAUGCCACUUGAAUGCUGACACUGUUUCCAGCAAACUGCAAAACAACAAUGUUUAUACUAUUGCCAAGAGAAAUGUGGAAGGGCAGGACAUGCUGUACCAGUCCCUGAAACUCACUAAUGGCAUUUGGAUAUUGGCAGAGCUGCGUAUCCAGCCAGGAAAUCCCAACUACACACUGUCUCUGAAGUGUCGAGCUCCUGAAGUCUCCCAGUACAUCUACCAGGUCUAUGACGGAAUUUUGAAAAACUAAAAGACUAGAAAUGGAGGCGCCUUACCGCCCCUGCCAUCUGUGCAAACCAAGACUCUCUAACUGGAAGCAAUUGUGUUGAUGUAUAGACUCUUGAGUCCAAACCACCCUGACCCACCAAGGUAGUGACUAGUGUACUAAUGUGUGCUAAUGUUAGGACACAACCCUCUGGAUAGUUUUACCUGCCCACAAAAGUCUGUAAGCCCUGCUAUGACCACUCCCUGCCUCCGCCACCUAUGAGCUUCUCCAUCCUGUGCCAAUGGCUAGCGUUUUCUAAACUGCUUUAGAGCCUAGUUUGUUAUUUUGUAAUUGAAAACUCAUUUCAAAAAUCUGAAAAAAAAAAAGGGAAAAAACCUGUUUAUUAAAGCAAGGAAAAGUAUCAUUGAAUCAUGAA
Molecule: messenger RNA, 3409 nt
Organism: Vombatus ursinus (common wombat)
Lineage: Eukaryota; Metazoa; Chordata; Mammalia; Diprotodontia; Vombatidae
Gene: AP2B1
Product: adaptor related protein complex 2 subunit beta 1
Exons: 22
Coding region: 163-3018 (951 amino acids)
Biological process (GO): vesicle-mediated transport; intracellular protein transport
Cellular component (GO): membrane coat; clathrin adaptor complex
Molecular function (GO): clathrin binding
Source: RefSeq, a predicted model, not a curated record